CUUUAUCACAGCAUUGUUUAUUAGGAUAUUUUACAAUCCCCCACGCUGGAUUUAGCAUCACGCAUUGAAGUUCUGCUUGUGAAGCUGUAAAACACACCCUCAGGAGUUUACUUUCACUGCUUUACUAUAAAAACAGAUGCUGCAGCUCAAUCUGCACUUCAGCUUUCACACAGGACUGAAGAAAGAAGGAAUCAACAACUGAAUUUCCAUCUAACAACACUGAAGAUGGGGAAGCGGCUCUUAUCAGGGUCGGAUGUGACCCUGAUGCUGUUGUUUGCACUGGUCAGUUUACUGUCUGCUGGGGAAGCAGAGAUGAUCAGAGAAGUCAAUGGGGAGGCCAAAUCCUCAAACUCUAGUCGCAUCGAUUGUCACCCUGAAGCAGGUUCUGAUCAGGCCAAAUGUGAAGCCCGCGGCUGCAUCUGGAAGCCUUCAGAUGUUCCCAAAGAGCCCUUGUGUUAUUACCCUGAGACCCAUGGUUACAUCAUCAGCAACACUGUUGAAAAACCAAGUGGCAUCACUGUAGAUAUAGUGCGCAAUACCGAUUUCCCAAUUCAACGUUCUCAAUCUCAAGACAUCAACAAGCUCUGUGUGGAAAUCACAUACCUGAGUGGACAAAGCCUGCGGUGGAAGAUCUUUGACCCAGCCAAUGCUCGCUACGAGGUCCCUGUUCCCCUCGACCUGCCCGCCGCACCAGAGACAGAGGAAAACAACAGACUGUACAGGGUUCAGAUCCAGCACAAGCCAUUCGGGAUCCAAGUGAUCAGAAAGGGCUCAAAAGAAAUCAUAUGGGACUCUGCCAUGCCAGGGUUCACAUUCUCCGAUCAGUUCCUUCAGAUCUCCACACGCCUCGCCUCAAACUACAUCUAUGGUAUUGGUGAAACGGAGCACCCCAGUUACAGUCAUGACCUCAACUUUCACACAUACGGCCUGUUUGCCAAGGACCAGCCUCCAGGGAAUAAACUGAACAGUUAUGGACUCCAUCCCUUCUACAUGGGUCUGGAGAAAUCAAGAAACGCUCACGGCGUCCUCCUGCUCAACAGCAAUGCCAUGGAUGUGACCUUCCUGCCUGAUCCAGCUCUGACCUACCGCACCAUUGGAGGAAUCCUCGACUUCUACAUGGUGAUGGGUCCCUCUCCAGAAGCUGUGGUUCAGCAGUACACUGAGAUGAUCGGCCGCCCGGUUCUUCCAGCCUAUUGGUCGCUUGGAUUCCAGCUUUGUCGCUACGGCUACGCCAAUGAUACGGAAAUCGCAGAUCUUUACAAGGACAUGAAAGCUGCUGAAAUUCCUUAUGAUGUUCAGUAUGCAGACAUUGACUACAUGGAGAGGCAGAAGGACUUUACGUUGGACAAAGUAAACUUCAAGGGACUGCCUGCUCUGGUGGACCAAAUGAGGGCCGAGGGGAUGCGCUUCAUCUUCAUUUUGGACCCGGCUAUAGCGGCCAAUGAGACUGAAGGCUCCUACCCUGCAUUUGAUACCGGGAUUGAAAAAGACGUUUUCAUCAAAUGGCCUCCUGAGCUCAGCAAUGACAUUGUGUGGGGAAAGGUGUGGCCUGAUUAUCCCAAUGUUACUGUGGACAAUUCUUUGGACUGGGAUACUCAAAUAAAGCUCUUCAGAUCUUUCGUGGCGUUCCCUGAUUUUUUGAAGAACAGUACAGCGGAGUGGUGGGGAGAGCAGAUUAAAGACUUUUACAACAACGUCAUGAAGUUUGACGGACUUUGGAUCGACAUGAAUGAGCCGGCCAAUUUUGUGCAUGGCACUGCCGGAGAAAAGUGUCUAGGGGAUCAAACUCUGGAAAAUCCUCCAUACAUGCCCCCUCUGGAGUCCAUGCACAGAGGUCUGAACCAUAAGACUAUAUGCAUGAACAGCGAGCAGAUCCUUGCUGAUGGCACACGUGUCAAGCAUUAUGAUGUCCACAACUUGUACGGCUGGUCUCACACCAAACCCACUCACGAUGCUUUGCUUAGUACCACUGGAAAGAGAGGUGUGAUAAUUACCCGUUCAACAUACCCGUCUAGUGGUCGCUGGGCAGGACAUUGGCUGGGAGACAACUACUCCAGCUGGGACCAGCUUCUGAAGUCCAUCAUAGGCAUGAUGAAGUUCAGCAUAUUUGGCAUCUCUUAUACCGGCGCUGAUAUCUGUGGCUUCUUUAACACUGCCGAAUACGAGAUGUGCCUGCGUUGGAUGCAGCUCGGAGCUUUCUACCCAUUCUCUAGAAACCACAACACCAUAAACAUGCCAAGGCAGGAUCCCGUGGCCUGGGGAGCGGAGUUUGCUGCUGUGUCUCGUGAUGUGCUGAAUAUUCGCUACACCCUCCUGCCGUAUCUGUACACACUGAUGUACGAAGCUCACGCUCACGGAAACACUGUGGUCAGACCCCUGCUGCACGAGUUUGUCACAGAUGAAAACACAUGGAAGAUUGACAGGCAGUUCCUCUGGGGUCCGGCUCUUCUGAUAACACCUGCUCUGGACCCGGGUGUUACUGUGGUCCGGGCCUACGUCCCAAAUGCCCGCUGGUACGAUUACCACACGGGUGAAGCUGUUGGAGUGCGAGGACAGUUUGUGGAUAUGGAUACACCAUUAUCGAAAAUUAACCUGCACGUGAGAGGAGGACACAUCCUGCCCUGGCAGAAAGCAGAGAACAACACACACUACAGUCGUCAGAAUCCUCUGGGUCUUCUUGUUGCUCUUGAUGAUGGAGGUUCAGCACAUGGAUCCUUGUUCUGGGAUGAUGGAGAGGGAAUUGAUACUGUUCAGAAUAAGCGUUUUCUCUUGACGACUUUCACUGUAUCUUCGGGUGUUCUCACCAGCGCGGUUCCCACUGAUGGUCUAGCUGAGGCCGACAGGUUGACCCUGGGUCUGGUGAAGGUGUGGGGUGUAACAGCGCCCGUCACUCGUGUUACCAUGAGCGCGACUGGACAGCCUGACACAGACCUGGCAUUCACAUAUAACGCUGAGGUUCAGAAGUUGCAGUUUGAUGCGACAUCACAAUCUCACAGCACUGAAAAGCCUUUCACAAUCACCUGGAACACAGCUUAGACUCGGAUCGCAUGAUUAUUGACCUUUAUUUACCAAUGUUCAGUCAACUAGUCCUUUAUUUAGCAUUUCCACCGGGAGCUUUUUAUCAUCUGGAUUUGAAAUGAUUUCUUCUAAAAUAAAUGUUUUGUUCUGUUUUGGUUUGGAUCUCAUAUUGACAAUCACAGCUUAUUAAGGGGAAAAUCUCUCAACUUCUGUGUCAUGAAACAUCAGCUCUGAUCCUGAGUGAGAUUUCUUCAUUUCACCAUUAGAAGUUCAUCGCUGUCCAUUAAGAAACAUGUGAGAAAAUGCAGUGUAACAUGGAGAAAGAUUUGAAAACUGCAAUAAAGUGAUUAAACCCCA
Molecule: messenger RNA, 3375 nt
Organism: Ctenopharyngodon idella (grass carp)
Lineage: Eukaryota; Metazoa; Chordata; Actinopteri; Cypriniformes; Xenocyprididae
Product: sucrase-isomaltase, intestinal-like
Exons: 26
Coding region: 226-3036 (936 amino acids)
Biological process (GO): carbohydrate metabolic process
Molecular function (GO): carbohydrate binding; alpha-1,4-glucosidase activity
Source: RefSeq, a predicted model, not a curated record